Medicago truncatula (barrel medic) is the source of this 939-nucleotide messenger RNA. Its product is annotated as GPI-anchored protein LLG1. Lineage: Eukaryota; Viridiplantae; Streptophyta; Magnoliopsida; Fabales; Fabaceae. The record is from RefSeq and is a predicted model, not a curated record. Bases 175 to 687 code for a protein of 170 amino acids. The transcript is spliced from 3 exons.
CCAUUUUUCAAAGACAAGAAAAAACAAAGACUCAUCUCAACAAAACUACUUCAUAAUUAAUCAUCAAUUCCUCAAAAGGAAACUUAGUUAAAAUAUUUGACAAUUGAGGAACACUUCAAAGAGAAAAAUCUAUAACUGGAUCUAUUUUAUCUACAGCAUCAUAGAACAAACAUCAUGGCUUGUUCUGUGAAUCAACAAAGCUUCUUGCUUUGUUCUUCACUUCUUCUCAUCAUGGCUGUUUCUGUUUCAUCUUUUCAUCCAACUUUUCUUCCUAAUACUAUUUUUGAUGCUGAAACACUUACUGGUCGCCAUCUUCUUCAAGCUAAAAAAGGCUGUUCUGUGAAUUUUGAGUUUCUAAACUACACAAUAAUCACAAGCAAAUGUAAAGGACCUAAGUACCCUCCCAAGGAAUGUUGUGGAUCAUUUAAAGAGUUUGCUUGCCCUUAUGCUGACGUGAUAAAUGAUUUAACAAACGAUUGUGCCUCAACCAUGUUUAGCUACAUUAAUCUUUAUGGAAGAUACCCUCCUGGCCUCUUUGCGAGCGAGUGUCGUGAAGGGAAGGAAGGCCUAGCAUGUGAUGCAUUGCCACCAUCAGUGUCCGCCGAUGAUACUGCAAAUCAAAUCGUACAUACUCCAUCUCUAGUGCUGGUUCUCACAGCCUGCAUCUUCCUAAUCUUGUUAUUCUAAUAUCUCAAUAUCUCAACUUCAAUUCAUUUGUUGCAGUGCUUUGCAUUGUUGUAUUAUCAGUGAACAUAUUUAUUUAUAUAACAUGUUCGUUAUUGUUGAUGCGGGUUGAUUAUGCUAGAGCUGAAACUCGAGCUUGUACUUAUAUAUAGUUACCAUAUAGUUACCUAUGUUGUAUUUGAGUGUUGUUUAGAGAUUGCAAGUUUUGUUGGAUCUUGUGUUCUCUGCAAAUGAAGAGUAAUAUUUUAUGUAGAA